CUUCCAAACAACUACAUUUUCCCCUCAGCUUCAUUUGGAGUUGCUCUCUCCGUCUGGUGUUUCUUGAAACGACGGCAUUAAAGAGCACCGAAAGUGAAAUUAAUGGACGUUUGCUGAAAUUCCGAGAAAGUGAGGUGGUCUAAGCCAAAGCUGCUGUAGAGAUGAGUUGGGUGGCUCUGUACACCCAGCUGGGCGGGGUGAACAAACACUCCACCAGCCUGGGGAAGAUAUGGCUGUCUGUCCUAUUCAUCUUCCGUAUCACCAUCCUGGUACUGGCUGCAGAGAGCGUGUGGGGAGAUGAGCAGUCUGACUUCAUCUGCAACACCCAGCAGCCCGGCUGUAAGAACGUCUGCUACGACCACUUCUUCCCUGUGUCGCACAUCCGUCUCUGGUGCCUGCAGCUGAUCUUCGUGUCUACACCGGCCCUGCUGGUGGCCAUGCACGUGACUUACAGGAAGCGUGGGGACAAGAGGCAUAUCAUCGCGACGUCCUUGCACAGCAGUGGUGAUAAUAAGACCAGGCAGGAGGACCUAGAGGCCCUGAAGAGGAGUCGUCUGCCCAUCACUGGGCCUCUGUGGUGGACGUACACCUGCAGCCUGUUCUUCCGCCUGAUUUUUGAGGCUGGCUUUAUGUACGCCCUCUACUUUGUUUAUGAUGGCUUCGCGAUGCCUCGUCUGGUGAAGUGUGAGCAGUGGCCCUGCCCCAACAAGGUGGACUGCUUCAUCUCACGACCCACAGAGAAGACCAUCUUCACCAUCUUCAUGGUGGCUUCGUCUGCCAUCUGCAUGGUUCUCAACGUGGCCGAGCUGGCCUACCUCAUCGUCAAGGCCCUGAUGAGGUGCUCCACCAGGACGUCCAAGAAGAGCCGUGCCUACGCUCACCCCGAUCACAGGACCACGAACAUGUCCCUACUACAGAAUAAAAAGAAUGAGAUGCUGCUGUCCUCUCUUACAGAUUCCUCCAUCAACAAGACUGUGUGAGCCCAGCAUAGUGUCCAUGUUCUUCCCCAUUUAGUACCCCCAACAGCAGACGUUUGUGUUGUAGUCCUGGACAAACAUGCCUGAUUCAACUCAUUGAGGGAUUGAUAAUUAGCUGACAAGUUAAGUCAGAUGUGCUCGUCCAAUGUGUAUUGUUGGGGGUACUCGAGGACUGGAGUUGGGGAACACUGUCAUAGAGGAUAUUUCUCUCUGUGCCUUCCACUAUGACUGACCCAGGGGGUAACGUUUUAGCAUUUUUUUUAAUGUAUUUUUUUAUUUAUCUUGGCGCUUGUCUGUUUGGGAGGUUGAACAGCAGUGACAAAUGGGUCUAGAUCGCCACCUUCUGGUUUACAAUGAGCUUGCAGGAGUUUGUUAAUGUUUUAUUGUGGAGCGCAACCAGAAUUGGUUUAUGUUACUACUUCAGCUUUUGUGGGAGACUUUACCAAAGCAGAAACUCACAAGUGUGCAGUAUAGCUCCAAGUUCUAUUUGAGGCUCACACCGGCGAAGGAAAUGUAUCGAGUACCAAAGUAAUUUUAAAACAGUGCCUUAGUCUAUUAGUGGUGUCAAAUAGUAUGAUGCUGUAUAUUGAGCAUUUACAUUUUUGUCAUUUAGCCAUUGCUCUUAUCCAGAGAAAUGUACAGUAGUGAAUGCAUACCUUUUCACAUUUGUUCGUACCAGUCCCCCAUGGGAAUUGAACCCACAAGCCUGGUGUUGUGAGUGCCACGCUCAACCAACUGAGCCACACAGAGCACAAUGUUUUUAGGUAGCAUGGCUGAUACGCUUGAACAUUCUGGACAGAUUUCCUGGACCCAGAUGAAUCCUAUUCCUGUACUUAAAAAGCAUGCUCAAUAACAAAUAUCCAUUGGAAGUGCUUCUUGGUGUAGGUUUAAGCUGGGUACUGGAAACUGACCCUCUGAGCAUUAUGCCAACUGAGACAGACAUGUAGCCUAUUGUUGUCAAGACUGAUUGUAAAUCUGGCUACAGAGCCCAUCUUUCAGCUUGUUCCUUAUUUUAGGCACUGCACUUAUCACUGCACUUAUCACUGCACCUCUUUCAAUGUGAGUUAGCGGGCUGAUCUACAGGCAAAACUGGCCUAAUGUGCUUUGUCCAAAAAUGCAUGUAGAAAUUGGACCAUAAUAACUUGUAUCACUGUACUGACAAUCUGACUGUUACCUGUGAAAAGGUAAGGACAGUUUUAGCAAUGAGAUGCAUCACACACAUUUGUGAAAGCAUUUUGUGGGCUUUCUCUCACAAUCUUUACAGUUGUAUGGGGGCUUUUUGUCUGUUUUUAUAUUAACUGUUUGGAGAAAAUGCAAUAUUCAGUAGUACAACUCGUUCUUUGACAUUUUUGAAAGCCUCAACAUUGUCACUUGUUUCUUUACAGCAGCUAGAGCCUAACUAUUCAUCUACAGAUUUCUAAACUGCAUGUUUUUUGAAAAUAGAAAGAUGUUUGUAUUUUUUAUUAGAUCUGCACUUUGACCCUGGGUCUUGACUUUUAAUAAAAUAAAAAUGAUACUGCC
Molecule: messenger RNA, 2498 nt
Organism: Salmo salar (Atlantic salmon)
Lineage: Eukaryota; Metazoa; Chordata; Actinopteri; Salmoniformes; Salmonidae
Gene: gjb8
Product: gap junction protein beta 8
Biological process (GO): cell-cell signaling; gap junction-mediated intercellular transport
Cellular component (GO): connexin complex
Molecular function (GO): gap junction channel activity
Source: RefSeq, marked provisional